CAAACGGGGGACAGGGACGGCGGGGGGGAGGCGCAGCGUCUGGCCACCCGCCUCUUCCACCUCGAUGGCUUCAAGAAGUCCCAGGUGGCUGCAUUCCUCCGCAAGAACAAUGAUUUCAGCGCGCUGGUGGCCCAGGAGUACCUCGACUUCUUCCAGUUUGAUGGCCAGACGCUGGACCAGGCGCUCAGGUCCUUCCUGCAGGCGCUGGUGCUGACGGGCGAGACGCAGGAGCGCGAGCGCAUCCUCGGCCACUUCUCCCGGCGUUACCAUCACUGCAACCCCGGCGCCUUCCCCUCCCAGGACGCUGUGCACUCCCUGACAUGUGCCAUCAUGCUGCUGAACACCGACCUCCACGGCGCCUCGGCCCGUGCCAUGACCAGCGCCGAAUUCGUGGCCAACCUGAGCGGGAUGAUGGAUGGGCAGGAUUUUCCCAGGGAGCAGCUGAAGGCUCUAUAUGGCUCUAUCCGCAGCGAGAAGCUGGCGUGGGCAGCGAAGAAGAGGCAGGUGGGGGGGGGCAGCAUGGCCCCCCCUGACCGUAAGAAGAGCAACCCCUUCCUGGAGCUGCCGGGGGGGGCCGGGGCUGUCACCUACCGCCGGGGGCUGCUGGCCAGGAAGGUGCUGGCUGAGGCUGAUGGCAAGAAAACGCCAUGGGGCAGACGAGGCUGGAAACCCUUCCAGGCUGUGCUCAAGGGGACCGUCCUCUAUUUCCUCAAACCGGGACCCUCCCCAACCCCCCAGGAGGAGGAAGGCCCCGAGGCCGAGGAGCCUUUGGGGGUCCACCACGCCUUGGCCGAGAGCGCCAGCAAAUACACCAAGCGCCCCAACGUCUUCCGCCUGCAGACGGCCGACUGGCGCGUCUUCCUCUUCCAAGCCCCGACGCCGGAGGAGAUGUCCUCCUGGAUCUCCCGCAUCAACUUGGUGGCCGCCCUCUUCUCCUCGCCCCCCUUCCCCGCCGCCGUCGGUUCCCAACGCCGCUUCGUCCGCCCCAUCCUCCCCCGCCGCCCCCAGCGCCCCGGGCAGGAGGAGCAGCACCGCUCCCACGAGAUGUGGAUGGAGCGGGUGGCCCAGGAGCUCUUCGAGCAUCAGCGCAACCUCCCCCGAGAAGCGGGGGCGCCCCGCGACCUGGACGAGUACCGCCUGAAGAAGGAGUAUCUCCUCUAUGAGCGCCGCCGCUACGAGACCUACGUGCAGGUGCUGGAGACGUGGAUCAGCGCCGGCGCCCAGGACCUGGAGGGCUGGGAAGCCCAAGCGGGGGCCGGUGGUGGCCCCCCCAGACCCCCCACCCUGACCAAAGCCCACUCCAGCCCCUCGCUGUCCCCCGAGCCCCCCGUUGUCCCCACCAUCCGUGUCAAGAGGAACAUCUCCGAGCGCCGGACUGUGAGGAAGAUCGUCCCCAAGCGCAAGAACCUGCUGUGACAAAUUGGGGGGGGGGGGGGGGGGGGGACACACACGGGGACCCCGGUACGAGGUUCCUUCGGGCACCGCCAGGAUUGAGCCAACCUGGGGGGGCCGGGGGGGCUUGGGAAUAACAAUGGGGGGAAACUCAGGGAGACACCACCCCCCCCCCCCCAAAAAAAAAAAUAUGGGGGGGGAGAUGGGGGUCGCAGCCCCCCCAGCUCCCCCUCCAGCGUCGCUGCUGCGCCCCCCCUCCCCGCUGCCUGCUGCUCUCGG
This is a messenger RNA of Falco peregrinus (peregrine falcon), 1671 nucleotides long. Its product is annotated as PH and SEC7 domain-containing protein 4-like. Gene Ontology annotation, biological process: regulation of ARF protein signal transduction. Lineage: Eukaryota; Metazoa; Chordata; Aves; Falconiformes; Falconidae. Gene Ontology annotation, cellular component: ruffle membrane. Gene Ontology annotation, molecular function: phospholipid binding; guanyl-nucleotide exchange factor activity; protein binding. The record is from RefSeq and is a predicted model, not a curated record.